This is a messenger RNA of Prionailurus viverrinus (fishing cat), 1845 nucleotides long. RefSeq names its product protein transport protein SEC31-like. NCBI's taxonomy places the organism in Eukaryota, Metazoa, Chordata, Mammalia, Carnivora, Felidae. The coding region runs from base 1 to 1434 and encodes 477 amino acids. The transcript has 2 exons. The record is from RefSeq and is a predicted model, not a curated record.
AUGACCUAUGAUUCCUGGACCGUCGUCAGCUGCUCUGGAACUCAACCCCGAAGGAGCUUCGCGACAACGACCGCACCUAAAAUCCCUGGGAAUGGCACCACGAAGACCAGUGCUCCGGGGCCGCCUCCUGGACGCGCGCUCCGAGGCUGGCGCUGGCCGGUCCUUCCCUCCGGACCCGCCCGGACCGCGACCGCGUGGACAUUCUUCCGGCAGCCGGGAGAGGCCUGGCGGCCUGGGCCAGGCGCCGCGUCGGGCAGCCCGGGCUCCCGGCCGCGCUGGACGCGGGCCCCCGGCGCGAGCGCGCGGCCCCAGGCCGGGCCGCCCCCCGCCGCUCCCGGCUCGCAGGUGGAGGUGGCUCCGCCGGCCGAGUGCCGGCCCCGAAGCCCCCAGCUCCCUGCAACCCCCCACCCGCCACCCCGGCGUGCGUGCGCCCCCCGCCUCCUCCCCACGGGUUUAGUUCGUCUUUUUCGGUUUCUUUCUUCGACGCUUCUCGGUUCCCCACCCCCGCGGCGGCAGUCGCCCCCAGCCAAGCCCGUGGGCCGACCUGGAGGGCUGCGGCGGGGCCCCUGCGUGGCGCGCCCUCCCGGCCCGGGGGGCCGAGGGGAGGCCGGCGCGCGGCGGAGAGGCGCGGGGGCGGGAGGUGCGCGAGCGGCCCCGGCCGGGGAGGGGGCCGCGCGGGGGCCCGGGCCGCAGGCGCUCGUCCCCGCCCGGGCCCUCCGUCCCUCCCCAUCUGUCGGACCGAAGCUGCUGAAGCUGCAGAAAUGUGCUGGCGCCUGUCCACCGGCUGCAAACAAAACCCAACCAAACGCGGCGAGGGGGAAAAGCGAAUAUGGCGCUGCUGAAAAUGGAGCCUCGGCAUCUAAGGACGUCUCUCUUUCCCCCGUCGCCUCUUGCUUCGUCGAUUUGGCCCCCCUGGUCCUUCACCGUGACGCCUCCUUCGCGGCCCUCCGGGUGCUGCCAACCCCACCACCCGUUUUCCUGUUCUUAUCCGCAGCCUCCUUUCCGCCGCUUUUCCUUCUUUUCUUUCCCCUCUCGGUUCCUCUUUCUCCAUUUUGUGUCACAGGCGCUUUUCUUCUCAGUUCCCUCUCUGGGCUCGCACCCCCCCCCCCCCCCGCCCGUCUCACUUUAUUGUGUGUGUGUGUGUGUGUGUGUGUGUGUGUGUCCGUGUCCGGGAGCGGCGCCGAGGGCAGGGCCGGCGAGGCCAGGUGGUGGGCUGGUUUGGCAAAGAAAGGUCUUCUCCUAGGACCCCAGAAUCUCCUGGAGAGACUCGCGCGCUUGCCUGGCAGCUGCGGGGACCUUCGCCUCCUUCCGUCGCCCACGGCGCCGCCCCCGGACUCGCGCGACAGACACCGUGUCACCAGCCGAGGGCCACCCGCCCAGGAGGAGGCUCAGGGUGGACGCCGAACGUUCGAGGGCACGGCACGGUUUGCGUAGAUGUGGAAUCCGAAUCUCACUUUCCCCGGGGGGACUCCCAAGGACCAUUGUAAGAGGAGCGUGCAAAGGAGACAGCGAUGCGAAUCGUAUUUUUCUUGUUUUGUUUGGAACAGAGGGAACCCCAGGCACUAAGAGAGUUCUGUUUCUAAGGAUCAACUUUUUUUUUUUUUAAUAACUUUUCUCUUUUACAAUCAUAGCUGACUUUGAUCCCUUAAAAAAAAGAAGGAUGAACUCUUUCGGGAGACUAAUGCUUCUUGAAUACCUAACGCCCCCAAAGUGAGGUUCUGGCACAGUUUCUCUUCUGAUUUUGAAGUUCAAGGUCUCUAAGCGCUGUUCGGUGAAACAAUGAGAAAUAUGUUGCUACAUUAAAGGUAAAGAAGAAGGUGGUGUUUUCUGCCUUCGUAGUGGAGA